CCUCGCUGCAUCCCUCCCUGCAUCCCUUGCUCAGCACAGAUAAACAGUGAGAGCUCACCUUCUGAAGUUGCACUCAUGCUCCGACCAAAGGACUUGUGCCAAGGCUCGGGCACCAAGACGUUCCUCGAUGCCAUGCAUGGCGGCAAGGUGCACCUGGCACGAUUCGUCCUGGACGCCUUGGAUGGGCGCAUCAUCAACUCCAAGACGGAGAACAGCCGCACCCCUCUGAUGUUCGCCGUGUCCCUGCCGGAGGCUGGACCAAGGUUGAAGUUCAUGCGGCUGUUGCUGGAGAAAGGGGCGGACGUCAACUGCCAGGACGAGCACGGGCGCACUCCACUGAGCCUCGCCUGUGAGCUGGGGCACCUGGACUCCGUCAAGCUCCUGGUGCAGUUCAACGCUGACCCCGAGAUCUCUGACGUCUGGGGAAACAAUGCCCUAAUGUAUGCUGCCUACGCGGGCCACAGCCAGGUGCUCGAGUUCCUAGUCCGGGCGUUUAAGAGGCUGGGCCUGCAACUCGACCAGACCAACCGGGCAGGGCAGUCUGCAAUUCAGGUUGCCGAUUUUUAUGGACACAACCUGUGUGUUGAAGCCCUGAAUAUCCCGUGGAAGCGGUGCUCAGGUUUGGAUAAUUCUCUUGUGGACGCCUACCUUGGGAGGGACGUUGGAGGAGACCAGCGGCGACCGAACAGACUAUCGAAGCAGGUCCUGGAGAAGUUCACCCAGCAGUUCCACAGCAAGUGUGAGGACCACUUGCCUGCGGUGUUUCAGAGGCAGCUGAGGGUUGGGGAGGGCGGCGGUGUCAGGAGACGACAAAAAGGUCCCAACCAGUCUCCAGACGGGAACGGACAACACCAGUUCAAUCAUUCGCAAAAGCUUUUCAGCAUGGAUGACCAGGAUACUGUUUUCACAGCCAGGCAAAUACAAAACAGCAAGCAGUGGGACAAGAGAGGGGGGGCUAAAACACAGGAACAGCAUCCACUGUCAUGCCAGGAAGAUGGGAACAAAGCCAGAGAAAAUAAACAGCGGGCCCAGGAGACAGGUCCAGUAUUGGGUAAAGCAAAGUCCUUCAACCUAGACCAUCUGACACGAAGAAAACAGUCAUACCAGGACGAUAUGUCUGAUGCAUCUCAUUCCACUGUUAGAAUAAAGAGAGGGUCGUUGCAGGAUGAUCAAGCGCUGAUGAGGAAGAAUCAGGAAGACACAGAAUUUAAGAAGCGCUCUAGCCUACCCCAGAAUGGGCGCCAGGACAAAAUCCUCUACCAUAGAGAGGAAAUUGCGCCAGGGAGGAUCCCGCUGCGUCCCCCAGGAUUCACCGGACUGGGAACGAGAUUACUGCGGCGAUUUACGGCUCCCGAAUUUCUGAGACUGGUAAAGGACUUUCCCUCCGACUCAGAACAUGGAAGAGGGAAGAUAUCUCGGUCCGAGACAUUCCCUCUUACGUCUACACACCUGAAAGUCAACAGUCAGCCGAGCGUUGACAGUAUCAGUGGAGUGACCUGUGAAUUUGAAAGCAAUGGCGCACGUCGUCUUGCUCUCGUUUAAGGGGAAAACCUUUUUACAUUAGAAAAUCAAACAUGUAACCGCUUUUGCAUCGUACCAAAUUUUAUUAUUUGCUUUUGGCAGUGUCCUAAAUAACUGGUCGUAUUAAUACAAAACCGUUUAAAUAAUAUUUGUUUCGUGUAAAGAAAGCUAUAUCCUGUAUAACUUAUUUUAACUUAUGAAACGCUCCGAUUAUUAUGACAAAAAACUGUAUGCCACUGGCAUUUAUAAACAUCUGUACUGUGGUUUGACAUAGGCUACGUCCUGUUUUCUUAUGUGCACUUUUUCUGAUGUAUCGAACGCAUUAUUACCAUACAUGUUAUCUUAAUGUAAAUAUAUGACAUUUAAUUUAGCCUACUGAUACCGCACUUUCUUUGCUACAAUUUCUGUCCGAGGGAAUGCAUUAAAGAAACAACAUAUUUCUGCAUAA
Molecule: messenger RNA, 1969 nt
Organism: Conger conger (European conger)
Lineage: Eukaryota; Metazoa; Chordata; Actinopteri; Anguilliformes; Congridae
Gene: ankrd63
Product: ankyrin repeat domain-containing protein 63
Exons: 1
Coding region: 76-1542 (488 amino acids)
Molecular function (GO): protein binding
Source: RefSeq, a predicted model, not a curated record